CAAAAAAAUCUAAAACCAUGAUUGUAUUUUUAGGAUAAAAACCAUAUAUAUAAUACAUAUAUGAUAAAAACAAAGCUUAAGAGGUUAUGUCAUGUCAUUUGUUCAGUUUUUUUGUGUUACAGUGUGGCCAACCUUUAGGAAAUUCUGUUUUGUAAAAAUAUAAAAAUAUUCAGAAUUUUAAUUAUUUUAAUAAAUUCGAUUACAUAAGCAUCUGAUUUGGGUACAUUUUAUUUAUUUUGCGUGGAUUUUAUCUCCCGGUGGAAAGUGAGGUUAUGUGAUUUAAGCCACCUUGAUGACCCUGAUCGAGUACGUUUCCGCCCUUUCCGAUAACCCCUAUUUUGGGGCCGGUUUCGGCUUGUUCGGGCUGGGGGCCGGGGCGGCUCUCCUCCGCAAAGGUCUCCAAGGCUCGCUCAUCCUCUUCCGACGCCACUACAUGAUCACUUUGGAGGUCCCCUGCCGCGACAAGUCCUACCAAUGGCUCCUACAGUGGAUGACCGAGAAGGGGGCCCGCUCGACGCAACAUCUGAGCGUGGAGACCAGCUUUGAGCAAAAAGAAACGGGCCACGUGAAGACCAAAUACGACUUUAUUCCCAGUAUAGGUACGCAUUUUUUCCGGUAUGGACCGACAUGGAUUCGCGUCGAGCGCACCCGGGAACAACACACGCUGGAUUUGCACAUGGGGGUCCCGUGGGAGACGGUCACGUUGACAGCCUUCGGGAGGGACAAGUCCAUCUAUUUUAACAUUUUAGAAGAAGCUAGACAGAUGGCGCUGCGGCAGCAUGAAGGCAAAACCAUCAUGUACACAGCGAUGGGUAGCGAAUGGCGCCCCUUGGGGCACCCCCGACGCCGGCGCCCCAUCUCCUCUGUAAUUCUCGACGAAAACCUAGGUGAAAAAAUCUUAAGCGACUGUAAAGAAUUCAUUUCCAACCCUUCAUGGUACACUGAACGGGGAAUCCCCUAUCGGCGAGGUUAUUUGUUACACGGGCCGCCCGGUUGCGGCAAAUCCUCGUAUAUUACGGCCCUGGCUGGCGAGUUGGGUUUCUCAAUUUGUGUGUUAAACUUGUCGGAAAGGGGGCUGUCGGAUGACCGACUGAAUCACCUGUUGAGUGUGGCCCCCCAACAGAGCAUCAUCUUAUUGGAGGACAUCGACGCUGCUUUUAUAUCACGCGAGGACACGCCUCAGCAAAAAUCCGCCUACGAGGGCCUCACGAGGGUCACCUUCAGUGGGCUUUUGAACUGUCUCGACGGGGUGGCCAGUACCGAAGCCCGGAUUGUUUUUAUGACAACUAAUUAUCUCGAACGGCUGGACCCGGCCCUGAUUCGGCCCGGUCGCGUCGAUAUGAAAGAGUACAUCGGUUGGUGUUCCCCCUACCAGGUCGAGCAAAUGUUCCUUCGAUUUUACAAUGGCGAAGAUGCCCGAAGACAAGCGACGGAAUUCGCCGAAAAGGUGGCCGCGUUCGGAAAAAAUGUCAGUCCGGCCCAGAUUCAGGGAUUUUUCAUGUUUCACAAACAAUCGCAACCCGAAGAGGUUAUAAGAAAUUGUAAAUUAAUUUGGGAAUUGUAGUUUUAGACGUU
Tribolium madens (black flour beetle) is the source of this 1575-nucleotide messenger RNA. RefSeq names its product mitochondrial chaperone BCS1 (gene Bcs1). Gene Ontology annotation, cellular component: mitochondrial inner membrane. The record is from RefSeq and is a predicted model, not a curated record. The transcript has 4 exons. Bases 293 to 1564 code for a protein of 423 amino acids. Gene Ontology annotation, molecular function: ATP hydrolysis activity; ATP binding. Lineage: Eukaryota; Metazoa; Arthropoda; Insecta; Coleoptera; Tenebrionidae. Gene Ontology annotation, biological process: protein insertion into mitochondrial inner membrane from matrix; mitochondrial respiratory chain complex III assembly.